AAUUAGAAACUGCAUUACAAGAAGAAUGGGGUAAAAUUUCGAUGAAUCAAAUAAUCAGCUUGAUAGAAAGUAUGCCACGAAGAAUAGAAGCAGUUAUUACAAGCAAUGGCUGGCCUACUAAAUAUUGA
Messenger RNA from Ambispora gerdemannii, 128 nucleotides. The record is from the annotation of a GenBank genome assembly. Lineage: Eukaryota; Fungi; Glomeromycota; Glomeromycetes; Archaeosporales; Ambisporaceae.